AUGCUAGACGACAGGCAAUCCGUCGUGGAGCCCAAACCUGCCACGUCUCGUCUCCAGCGAAAGGACGCGGAAACGCCUCAACUCGGCCCCGGCGCGCGUAUAAUAAAUUCGACAUGGCGCGGCUCGCAAACAUCGCGAGUAAAACAAUUUAUUACAAAAUGUAAACAGGAAGAGCCCCGUAUUUUCAUUAAGAAUACGAAUUCUCGAUACCCCCCCUGCCACCCCGCGCCCCGCACGCCCCAAAACCCCCGCGCCCCCCAGCCUCCUCAGCGGGACAUGGACCGAAAAUACCCGGUUAUGAUUAAUUCCAAAUGCGGCGCAUUGAUCAAGGAACCAAGGCUUUUUACUUCAAACUACCCAUCUCUCGCCACCCCGCCGCCUUGGCGCGAGCGAGAC
Iphiclides podalirius (scarce swallowtail) is the source of this 396-nucleotide messenger RNA. Lineage: Eukaryota; Metazoa; Arthropoda; Insecta; Lepidoptera; Papilionidae. The record is from the annotation of a GenBank genome assembly.